Molecule: messenger RNA, 4899 nt
Organism: Myxocyprinus asiaticus (Chinese sucker)
Lineage: Eukaryota; Metazoa; Chordata; Actinopteri; Cypriniformes; Catostomidae
Product: ankyrin repeat and SAM domain-containing protein 1A-like
Exons: 15
Coding region: 113-1861 (582 amino acids)
Cellular component (GO): cytosol
Molecular function (GO): protein binding
Source: RefSeq, a predicted model, not a curated record
GUGGUUAAAACUGCUGUAGAUCAGGACAAACAGAGCCUAUAAGUUUGAGAUUAAUUCCAUGGAUAAUACAGGCUUACACUAACUGAUACCAGGUGGACUAACUGUCUGGUGAAUGCAGGUUAAGAGUGAAGCAUCAACCCAAGCUUGGACGAAGACACCAGGGCAUCUGAAGCUGACGUGCAACCUCUCAAAAUCCGAAUCUGACCUGAUGGCUUCCCCUAAUUGUGAGGAAGACGGGCCUCUAGUUGACCGAAGCGAAUCCCUUUCCAACUGUGCAGCUGAAGGGAAGGAAAUGGAGCAGAUGCCCUCGUUUGCCUCCGAAUGGGACGAGAUUGAAAGGAUUAUGACUCUAAUUGCCAGAAUCGAGAUCUCUGAGGAGCAUCAGCCAGCGUUAGAAGAUGCAGCAGGGAGCCGUGUGCUGGAGCAGUCGGUGGGGGAGUGGCUGGAACACGUGGGCUUCCCUCAGUACGAGAGCAAACUGGUGCUCAACGGCUUCGAUGACCUGCGCUUCAUGGGGAGUAAUGUAAUGGAAGAUGAGGACCUUCAAGAAAUUGGCAUCACAGACCCAGGCCACAGGAAGAAAAUCCUUCAUGCAGCAAAAAGCCUUCCGAAGGUAAAAGCUCUGGGAUGUGAUGGCAGCACCUCUCUGGCCUCAUGGUUAGAAACUCUGGGUCUUGGAGAGUAUCUGCACAACUUCCUGUCCAGCGGCUACCGCACCCUGGAAUGUGUGAAGAACCUGUGGGAGCUUGAAAUUGUCAAUGUAUUAAAAAUUGGCCUUCUUGGUCACAGAAAAAGGAUCAUAGCCUCAAUAGCAGAGAGACCGUACGAUGAAGCACCUUCAAAAUCCAACCGAUUUUCCCAACUCAAGGUGACGGACAUGAUUUAUUUAGCAGAACAGAAAACAGCACAAGACAGCUCAAUAUCCAUCUGCCCAAUCAAUAUUCAGGACCUGUUGUCUCAGAACACUUCACCACUCAGUUAUAUGGAUCCGUACACCAGUCGCUCAAUGGACAUGUUGCUACCGCUGGGAGAAUUGGGCAGGAAGAGCAGAGCGCUGGACCAGGACGGCAGUAUCUCCCUCCGCUCCUUUGGUGAAAGAUCACGUUCACAUGAUCGUCAUGCAGAUCGGCAUUCUCGUCUAAAUGUUCGUCCAUCGAGCCACUCUGCCACAUACACCACUGUCUCCACCUGGCACCAUCACCCUGAGAAGCUCAUCACAGAGUCCUGUAUUUAUGAGGCCAGAUAUUUGGGUUCUGUGAUCAUUAGAGACCUACGGGGGAUUGAGUCUACACAGGAGGCGUGCGCUAGAAUAAGGAAAUCAAAGGAUCACAGAAAAGGUCCUGUAAUAAUCCUGAAUAUCACCUACAGAGGAGUCAAGUUUGUUGAUGCAGCCACCAAGGGAAUAGUUGCAGAGCAUGAGAUCCAGAACAUCUCGUGUGCAGCUCAGGAUCCUGAUGAUCUUUGCACGUUUGCAUACAUCACAAAAGACCUGAAGUCUGGUUACCACUUCUGCCAUGUCUUCACCACAGUAGAAGUGACACAGACUUAUGAGAUCAUCCUGACUCUGGGACAAGCAUUUGAAGUAGCCUAUCAAAUGGCUCUCCAGGCACAGAAGGCCCGUCGUCACAGUUCAUAUGCAGGUCAAGCCUCAGAAAACAUAGAAAUCAAGACCAGCAGACCCACGUCACAGUCGCGCAUCAGCGCACGUCGCUCUGCACCUCAUUCUCCACUACUACUUCCCCGACACAUCGACUCGCUGGAACCGGACACGGACCUGCAGUCCCUGGGCAGCACCAGUUGGCUUUAUGAACCACAGGACUCCUCCAGACCUUCAAGUAGCACCAAGCGUUUGCAGAUCUGAAGGCAGCAGAAGAAAACCAUGUCUGUUUAGAGCGAAUGUACGCUGGGAUUUCAAAUGCAUACAAUUUACAAAUUAGAAUAUAGCCACAAGAAAAUUGAAUAUCCAAAACAAGAUUCCUAUCCUGUUUUCUCAUUGUUUUGGGAAGGAAUUUGAUUAUAUUUUAAUUCAGUGUAUUAGAAGAUAGACAUUUUUGUAUGCAACAUUUGCUGUUUUACUUUGGCUAAAAGUCGAUUUACAUUCUUGAAAGUUUCUAUUUGUCUUGUCUCAUUGGCCGUGUACGCACUGCAGCUAAAUUCAACUUUCACUCCACUUCUGAUCACUUGUCAUACUGUUCACACGAGGUUCAGUUAUUUACAGGAGUCAAAUUGAAUUUCAGUAGUGUCAAUUGAAAUUAAAUUAAAACCAUGUAAUGUGUAUGAAAUCGAACUGAACAACUAGUUCAUUUAUCUAGUUCUAGAACAUGUGUACGUGUCUUGACUCAUUCGCAAACGUCUCUCCACUGUAUCUGCUUCCACCAGCCACAAAUAUUGUUUAUGCUAAUAUUUCAGUCAUGACAACUUUCAGAAAGAGUUUGCAUAUUAAUGUGGCUAUGACAUAUUGAUAGGAUAUUGUUCUUGGACUCUUGGCAGACUAGAUCUGCUGUGCUGCAAAGCAAGUAUGGAGACUUGCUACUGUUAGAGCAUACAUAGACAUGUGAAGCAUGUGGUCAUGCUGCUACUGCUGCACAGUUAGAAAAACACAAGACAUGCUGCUGCACAAGUAGACGUAAAUACAAUCCCCCAACAAAGCAGGGAAGCUGCACAAAUGUAUAACAUAAGACACAACACCCCAAACAAGCAGAUCUACCACCAAGACUUGUGUACUGCUGCUGCUCUGAGGAGCCAUGUGCACUCAGUUUAUGCAACCUAGGUGUGCCUUGGCCAGCCUGGGCGAAAAGCUUUAACGGCUAGUGACCUGACUUAUAAUGUGUAUCUGGACCAGAAACACCCAGAGCCUAUUUAACUAGUGGCUUAGCCUAGCUAUGUGUGGAUUUAUUUAAACUAAUGACCUAAGAGAGUGUGUGCCAGUGCCUGAUUUCGUUAUGGCUUACUUUUGAUAAAUACACACUUCUAGGUGUCAUGGCCAAAAGCAGACCUUACUGUGCAAGCUAAUAGAAGACAAAGCCCCAGUAACCACCUGAGCAAAUAGCUUUUUAUAGAGAAAACUCUCGCAGCAUGCUGCAGUGAAACUGGCUGAUCUGCAAAACUGAGCAAAUUUAAAUGUUAGGCAAAGAGAGAGUACGCAAGUUGAUUGGCUACCCAAUUACACAUCAAAGGACUCAUCAGCUUAAACAAUGUGAUUGAGCUGAUUGGCUAACAGAUAACAAGGUCAAAAAACCUACAAGCUUGCGCUAUUCAGAGUUUCCUGUCUGAACUUAUACAGGAAAAAAUAGCUAACAUCAAACUGUUAGUAUCUUAUUUCUUGUUUACAGCCGUGCAACACCAAAACGUUUCUAUGGUUAAUACUAUGUCAGCUAUUGCGAGUUCAGGAGUGACUCAUAAAUUCCGCACACACAUAGAAUGAUAAUUUAGAGGAUUCACUUCUAAAUUUAAUGCGGUUGUCACUCUGAAACUAUGCAGUGUGUAUGUGGCCAGUUUUUUUUUUUUUUCUCACAGUGUAGAAAAGACUGUUUCGGUUUUUACUGGAUUCUGGUUGUUUUUCACUCUUGAGCUACUGUUUGUCUCUCAUGUCCUGGUCUAAAUUUAAUCGUUAAAAUUAUGGUAAUUUCUCUGUGACUGUGUUGCACAUUCUCAGCAUCCAAACAUCACGAUCAAGCAUCUUCAUUCAUGAAUAACUCAUUGUUUGCCAUUGUUUUGCAACAUUUCCUUACUGAAAAUUGCCAAAGAGGCCAACUCAAUCUCCAUUUCACUUGAACCAUCGCAUACUGUAACAUGAAUUUUGUGUAUUUUUGACACUGUGUUCAUGUAUCUGAAAUUUUAACAAUAUUCAAAAAUGAUUUUUAUAGCACUGUACCAUCUGGGCUCAGACGAUAUAAUAGUUUGAUUUGGAUUUUAGAACAUCCAUUUCUGAAUUUGAGUAUAUUUUUCCUUGUGUAGCUGACUCCACCUUUCAAGUUUCCGGACACCAAGGUUUGAGUUGAAGGGGAAUCAGGCGAAACUUUAUUUGUGAGUCCAAAUGAGGAAGAAAUGGAGUGAGUAUGUGGGAAAGGAAGAGAUGUUAAAUUAGCACUUAACAGCCGAAUGACAGACUGUCCAAAAAAAAAACACAAAAAAAAAACUUGAAGACCAGACAUGACUUAACGGAUAAAGUGAUUUACCGGUGAUAUGGAAAUGAACAAAACACAUCAAAUAUAAAAUCAGAAUCAGCUUAAUGGUCAAUUUGAGUAAAUCUCAUGAAGAAAUGUGUCAUAUUUCACAAGUCAAAAAUCAAAAGGAAAAAAAUAAAUAUUUUGCUAAAUAAAAGAAACCUAUUUUAGGACCAGAAAUAUAUAUAUAAAUAUAAAUAUACCAUUAUUAUUAUUCAUUAACGCAUUAUGGUACUGAGAAAUAAUUACUUUUCAUUAAAAUAAUGGCUAUGCAAAAAAUCUUAAUGGUCCUUCAAAUAGGACUCUUUUGUUCUUUAUGCAAAAUAUUCUUUUCCUAAUGAUUUUGGGGUGAAAUAUAUUUCUCGUGAGAAUCACCCAUUUAUAGCUUUGAAUAGCAAAGUUGUUUAACUUCCAAAGGCAAAAAACUGAACUGUCGAAUUUCUGAAGAAAUGGAAAACUGAGCACUGUGUGAACAUUGUAACAUUUUCGUGUUCAAUGUCCCCCACCCCACAAAAAAAAAAACAGGAAAGUUGGUUGAUCUUUUUUGAGCUCUGUGUAGAUUUUAGAAUUGCUUGAAGUUUUAUGGUGUUUAACACAAAAGGGGUAGAGAAAUGGGACAGACAUGGAGGCAUUAUGGUUGAGAAGAGAUACUCUCAUGUAAAUCAGCCAAAAUAUUUUAUAUCUGUAUGUGAAGAAUGAAGCAAAAUUAAAAUCAAAUCAGUGGUUGAUGCAA